AUGGCGGACAAAUUGCUAAACGUGAGGCGUUGAAAAGACAUCUUCUAAUGUCGCUGGGAACGGCGAAGGAUUUACGGAAUCCGAGUCGGUCCAUCUAUUUAACCUACACCGAAAAGUAGAAAGGGGCGUAAUGGGGGACACUCUACCCCCCAUAAACAAGGGACACGGGGCAGGGGAGGUGCAAGGGUCGAGGGGUAAAUUCCACCCCAGGAACUGGAAGAAGCUGGGACCAUCUGAGCUGAAGAAACUGACACCACUGCAGAGGAGCAGAUACCUGGCUUAUGAAGACCCAGACAAGGUAGCUGCUGAGGCUCAGGGGAACAGUCAAAAGAGACUGAUAGAUAAAAAAAAAUCAACAACGGUACUGACACUUUUAAAUAGAGACGAGAUUACAGAAGAAGAUUUACAGGAACGAGAUAAAAAUGCAAAGUUAAUUGGACAGCUCAAGGCUGCAGAAGCUAGGAACCGACUACGUAUUAUGAGAUUACGCUACCAGGCAAAUCGGGAUCAGGAGAUCUGCCAUCUGAUAGCUUGUCAACCAACAGCUCUUAAGGCCGUCCGCUUGCAGGCUCUUGUACCCUCCAGCCUUACCCGGAAGGAUGUUGGAGACCCCCUGGACAAGCUCAAUAGGCACCGUAUUGAAUCCCUGCUGGAAGACGAGCGGGGUUUACUGACAAACAGAAUAGCAUGAUCCUGUGAGGCUGGAAGCUGGAGCUGGAGCUGGAGCUGGAAACUGGAAACAUGUAGCUGGAGAGUCCAUUGGUGUUUUUUUACUCACAAUUUACAUGUAGUCAAUCUUUAUUAUGUUGUAUCCAUACACUAGGUAAUCAAACCGAUCUCCAGUUUAGGAGGUAGAAUGCUACGUUUUCUGUUACAUAAUAGAGAAUCGUGUUGAAGAUCUUACUAAGUAAGCCAAAGAGCUAUUUGUAUAUUUUGUUUAAUUAUUUAUGUUUUCACAAGAUCGUUUGUAUUGUUGCUCAAUGGUUUUUUCUACAGCUAGUUUUUCAGCACAAUUUUUUACAUCAGACCUCUAACUCUUUCUUACAAAUGCUUACAACGUAUGUGUUUUGAUUCUGUGAAUAUUUAUUAAUGUCAGGUGAAAUACAAGUUCCAGUAAACUUCAUCAUUAUCAAACUGUUUCAAUCCUGUGAUUUGUGAGUUUCUUAACUUUGUUUACUAACUGAAGGCUUCUUUAAGUAUUAGAUAUUCCUCCAGACAAACAGUGUAUGUAAUGUACUUUUUCACAUGCACAGAUUACUGCAUAUUUUUUUAUCUUGUCAUACAACUUAAUUUAAAAGAAAAAUAAGAAGUGUCAAAAUUUUGUGUAUGCUGGUAUACAUGGAAUUGUAAGCUAUUGUAAAAAAAAAAAACAAAAAAAAAACAUUCUUGACAUUGUAAGUCAAGAAACAGUACUUGUUAUGAGUAAAGCUAUUGUAUAAAACGGAUUGUUUUGCUUAAUACAUCAAAUUUAAUAAUCAUGGCAAAUUUGUGAUUUAAAUAAUUUUUGU
Liolophura sinensis is the source of this 1508-nucleotide messenger RNA. RefSeq names its product protein LKAAEAR1-like. The record is from RefSeq and is a predicted model, not a curated record. The transcript has 7 exons. The coding region runs from base 131 to 691 and encodes 186 amino acids. Lineage: Eukaryota; Metazoa; Mollusca; Polyplacophora; Chitonida; Chitonidae.